Owenia fusiformis is the source of this 2478-nucleotide messenger RNA. NCBI's taxonomy places the organism in Eukaryota, Metazoa, Annelida, Polychaeta, Sabellida, Oweniidae. The record is from the annotation of a GenBank genome assembly.
GUUUUGCAAGGAGACAUGGAGAUGGAAAUUCUCUAAAAUAUCACUUUUAAACCGCAAUAUCCACUUAUGAGCAUAAAUAAUCAUCGUUUUGAAUAGGAUUUACAUUUCUUUGAUAUAUAUAGACGGUAUAAUGGCACAAAGUUCACAGUUUGAGGCCCUAGAUGGCUCAGCAGAUCAAGAAAUAGAUGACAUAACUUUGGGACGAGAAGGGAUAAAUAUGAUGCUGAAUAAUGGAUUUUCUGAAGCUGAAGUUCUGUUUAAAAAGUACAGAGAGUUCAGUCCAUUGAUGAGCUAUGGAUACAGCUUUGUGAAUUUCAUGCAAGCCCUGAUGACAUUUGAGGACGCCAAGCUAGCUGCAGCAAUGCAAGAUUUACAAGACACGGAAAAACGUUGUCAGGUCAAAGAUGGAUUCAUGAGUGGUAUCGGUAACAUGUUUCGAGGGGUAAAAUCUGAGAAACCCAAGCUGAGUGCUGAAGAGAAGCUUCAAAGGCAAAUCAUCAUUGCUGAUUGUAUGAUCUGCCAGGCCAUGCUUACGUUCAUCAACCAGGAUAUCACUAGUUAUGUUAAAGGUGGAUGGAUAUUACGUAAAGCUUGGAAAAUCUAUGAGAAAAUCCAUAAGGAGAUUACUCAUUUACAUAACACAGCUAAAGGUAUCAUAGAGAGCCAGUCCUCCGAGAACCUGAAAGCUCAAGGCUCAAGUGUCGAUGGCAACGGUGUUGAAGAAGCUCUAGAAAUACUCAAUGAAUCAGACAUUCCAGAAAACAACAUAAAUGGAUCUAAUAACACAGAGAAACGAACUCUGAAAGAUCUCCGUAGUGAUAGUGUCCAAAGUAACCUACUUAGCUUAGACUUUGAUGGCUCUACAGUUGAAUUCUCUGAAGAGACUUUAGAGAGGUUACUUGGCUCUGUGAACUUUGGCUAUGGCAACUUCCAGCUAUGUAUAUCUAUGGUGCCACCCAAGAUAUUGAAGUUGAUUGAGUUUCUUGGUUUUGAGGGUGACAGGGAUGUUGGAUUGAAAGCUCUGGACCAUUGUAGUCACAGUAAAGAUAUGAAAGCACCUCUAGCCAGACUAGGCCUACUCUGGUACCACACUGUGAUUCGACAGUUCUUUGCUUUAGAUGGGGCAGACACUAAUGCAGGUAUACCAGAGGCUGAGAUUAUUCUUGAGGAGGUCGAGAAGGAAUAUCCUGAUUCUGCACUGUUUCUCUUCUACAAGGGGAGGUUACAACGAUUAAAGUGUGAGUUGAAUGCUGCCAUGGUAACCUAUGAGGAGGCACUACAGAAAGCUGAGAAGCAGCGAGAAAUCCAAAUAAUAUGUCUGUAUGAGAUAGGUUGGGGAAGUGUCAUGAGGCUCAAAUGGCAGGAGGGCUUGAAGUGUUUUCUGAGGUUGAGGGAAGAAUCUCGCUGGUCUAAAGCAUAUUAUGCCUAUCUGUCAGGAAUCUGUCAGGGGGCCCUGGGAGAUGUAAAGGGAGCAUAUGAAACAUUUAAGGAAGUUCCUAAACUGAUCAAGAGAAAGAACAAUCAGAUUGAAGCCUUCUGUGCUAAAAGGGUUGAGAGAUAUAAGAAGAAAGCAGCCACCCAGGAACACUGUGUGUUACUUGGCCUAGAAGUUCUCUACCUUUGGAAUGUUCUUCCACAAUGUAACAAGGAAGAUUUAGAAAAUAUGAAACAAGAAUGCGACAAACAGAUGGAUAAGAAUGUGUUCCACUUGAGGAGUCUAAUAGAAGCUGCACUUUAUAAGGAACAAGGGGAAAAUGAAAUAGCAAUACAGUGCUUUGAGGAGGCAAUUGCCAGACAGAAUGGAAUGAAGGAUGACUUGCAUGUAGUUGCAUUUGCAACCUAUGAGAUUGCAUCACUGCUGAUACUCUCACCUGAGACUUUGGAGCAAGGGAAAAAGAUGUUGAUCAAAGCAAAGGACAAAUAUAAAGACUAUGAAUUUGAAAAUCGUUUAAACGUUAGAAUUCAUGCAGCAUUGAAACGUUUGAAAGAGAAACCUGCUGAAAAAUAAAUAGUAGGAAUCAAGAUUCCAUCCAGUGCAUCAUGGUACUUUAGUUAUGAACUACCAUCACUAGAGGACUAACGAUACCAUGACCUAAUCACUACACAACUCAUGGAAAGCAGCGCAGCUAGAAGGACUUGAUAUUUAAACAUAUGCUUAUCUGCUUAUCGUAUAGUUUUUAGUUUUGUGUCGUCAUAAAAACGUGAUUUGAUAUUCUUCUACUUUCAAUUGAUAUUUUAGUGAAUUGUUCAAAAUGUAACGUUCAUGAACAAGAUGUACUAUUGUACAUGUAGGUGGUAUACUAGCAGAUAUUGUAUGUGUGAUGUGAAUUGAUACCAUUAGUAUAUUUCUACUGGAAAUGGUGCCAUUUUGUUGAAGCUUACUCUCUGGUUUGUAUUACACUACUUCGUAUGACAUGUGUUCUUGUAUUUUGCAUGUACUUGUAUUGCAUAUGUACAGUCCUGUACUUGUAUUGUUUA